GAUGAAGAUGAUGGAAGAAGGGAUUAGAGGUUAAACAAAUUAGGAUUAAUGUUUGGAUCUUUCUUCAGUUUGAAUUUGUGACCAAAAUUGGAGUUUUUAUGUGGGUGAUUAUGGUGGAUUUUGGUGAGUAGUGGAGGGGAAAAUCUAAUUUUGUGGGCAAAAAAAACUUUAGUCCCUCAAAAGAAAAUCUGAUUUAGUCCUUCAAUUGAUAUAUCCAUCUUCCUAGUCAUCUUCCACGUGACAUGACAGUCAGCAGAUGAUGUUUGAGUGCCAUAUCACCCUUUGCUGGACAUGCAAUCAAUGGAGGCUAAGGUGAGGGCAAAAAUCAGGAAAUAUACAAGUUUGAGGGACCCAAAUAGACAAUAUAGCUAAGGGGGCCAAAAACAUUUAACCCAAUUUCUUCUUUUUCAACUCCUUGCCUCCUUGACAUCCGGACCAAGUGACUUAAAUCGUGUGUUUCUAUUCAGUGAAUUCCAUUCACACAAGAAAAAUUAUUGUUUGAUGAGAGCUUGUCCUGAAAAAGCGUAGAGAUCCACAACAUUUGGGUUUGUUAGUCAUAACUUAGACCCUUUGACCCCUCUCUAACAUGUCAUUGGUUGAAACAGCAAUCAUAUUGUCCAGUACCCUUUGAUCCAAUAAAAACAUGCUAUUGAAUUAAAUUUAAGUAUUACUCAACAAAUACAAAAUUGAAUUUCAACGGUUGAAAGCAAGGAUUGAACGGGACAGGAAAUGAGACACGAAUUUGGGACAGAGGAUCUAGAUCUUGAUAGUAAAUAGCCUUGUUACAUUUACCCAAGAGGAAGUAACAACCAAAUUACAUUCACUACUCUCAUUCUUUCUCUAGGAAAAUGACUACAUAUGGAACAAUCUCAGAGGAAUCAGAGGUUUUAUCUGAUUCAAACCCAUUCUUAUCACAAGUAACCAAAGAUCGAAUCGAGGCGGGUCUAGGCACAACAAGACCAUGGAAGGAAAUGAUCCAACCUUCACAUUUCAAACUCCCACCAUCCUUCUUCGGAGCAAUCCAAAGAGUCAACACAAAUGCGAAACAUUUUCGCGCGAACUAUGUGAUCAUCAUAUUGCUAGUGCUGUUCCUCAGUUUACUAGGACAUCCUAUUUCCCUGAUCAUCUUAGUUGUCAUGAUGAUUGCAUGGCUGUUCUUGUAUUUCCUAAGAGACACCCCUUUGGUGAUCAUGAGGUUUCAGAUCGAUGAGAGGUUGGUGGUUAUCUCUUUGCUGUUGGUGACCGUUGGUUUGCUUGUUCUAACGGAUGUGACACGUAAUGUGACAGUAGGUAUGUGUGUUGCAUUGGUGGUUGUGUUGGCUCAUGCUGUGAUGAGAGAAACAGAGGAUCUGUUCACUAUGGAUGAGGAUGUAGAGAUUGUAUCUGGUGUUAGAGAGGUUGUCAAAGUCCCUCUUAGGCAACCUGGUUCAUCUUCUUUUACAUUGCCUUAGUUAUCAUACUAACAACAAGAUUUCUUGUCACAUAAUUGAGUUUAUUCCCUCCUUGAUUGAUUCUUGAUUGUCCAAUAUAUUGUUAAUCCAAAUUUGAAUGGCUUUGUUAUCAA
Molecule: messenger RNA, 1564 nt
Organism: Lotus japonicus
Lineage: Eukaryota; Viridiplantae; Streptophyta; Magnoliopsida; Fabales; Fabaceae
Product: PRA1 family protein F2-like
Exons: 1
Coding region: 849-1451 (200 amino acids)
Biological process (GO): vesicle-mediated transport
Cellular component (GO): endoplasmic reticulum; Golgi apparatus
Source: RefSeq, a predicted model, not a curated record